AUGAAUUCGUUUCCGAAUGAUGAUCUCGUUUACGAGAUACUCUUGAGACUGCCAGCAAAAUCAGUUGCAAGGUGUAGUUGCGUGUCGAAGCUACGGAGGUCCAUCCUCAGCCGUCAAGAUUUCACCGAGUUGUUUCUGACUAAGUCCUCAGCUCGUCCACGUCUCUUAUUUGGGGUCAAACGAGCCAACGGUGAGGGCCUCUUCUUCUCGUCGACUCAGCCUCGGAAUUCAUAUGAAAAGUCGUCUCUUGUAGUAGCUGCCGAUUUUCAUACUAAGUUCUCUGAAGUUAUAAGCCGAGAAAUUUGUAGCUAUGCUUCUGGCUUGAUCUAUCUCUCUGAUAUGAGGAUCUCAGUGAAUGAUGAAGAUGUAGUGCGUGCGAUAUGUAACCCUAUCACGGGAAACUAUUUAGGGUUUGAUCCGAUUGACAAGCAAUUCAAGGUAUUGUUCAUGGCUUAUCCAUCUGGUCCUGAUGAUCAUAAAAUUCUGACCUUGGGAACUAGAAGAAUGAGGUGGAGAAAGAUCCAUUGCCCCUUAACUCAUGAUCCUUUUUGUGAAGGGAUAUGCAUCAAUGGGGUUUUAUAUUACUUAGCUAUCCAAAUUGAUGAACCCUUGGUUAACCAAAGGUCUUUUGUGAUAGUUUGCUUUGAUGUUAGAUUUGAAAAAUUCACGUUCAUUGACGUAGAUUGCUUUUAUCAUUUGAUAAAUUAUAAGGGAAAAUUAGGUGGGAUUGAUUGGAAACAUGGUAACGCUAAUGGAAGUCGUACCUUUGAGUUGAGUAUGUGGGUUCUUGAGGAUGUCGAGAAACAUGAAUGGUCGAAAUACGACUGCACUUUUCUUGAGUAUGAAGUCAUGUUCUACAAUAUUUCUCUUGCCGUUGGGAUGACUGCUACAUGUGAAAUUGUUUUGUCGGAGAAGUUUGCAUCUAAAUCGUUUUAUGUCUUCUACUUCAAUCCCGAAAGAGAAACUCUCCAAAGAGUUGAAAUCCAAGGAUUGGAGAAUCAUUGUAGAGUUUACACUAUUACAGACCAUGUCGAGGAUCUUAAUGUUAACUAUAAAAGAAAACACAAAAUGGCUUUGGUAAGACGUUUCUUGGCUGCAAAGAAGAUUAUUGGUGGCUCUGUAGCGAAACUGAGGAAAGAAACUUCAGCAAUAUUAUAUCUGAACCGAUACUGGUCAUAUCCAGCCUCUACUACAUUGAUAAACUAUAAGGGUAAAGUAGGUGUGAUUAAUUUGACGCAUGCCUAUGAACGUGUAUUUCCCCUUCAGUUACGUAUGACGGUUCUAGAGGAUUUUGAGAAACAGGAAUGGUCGACAUAUGUCUACACUUUGAUGGCUGAGAAUAUAGUCGUUAAGUAUGUUUCCGUGGUUGGGAUGACUGCUACAGGUGAUAUUGUUUUGGUGAAAACAAAUGCAUGCAAACCGUUUUAUGUGUUCUACUUUAAUCCCGGAAGGAACACUCUCCUAAGUGUUGAAAUCCAAGGUGUUGGAGAAGACCACAAAUGCCUCAACUUUCAUACAGUUUGCGCCUUUGUAGACCAUGUAGAGGAUCUUCAGUUUAGUUUUAAGAAUUGA
Messenger RNA from Arabidopsis thaliana (thale cress), 1572 nucleotides. RefSeq names its product F-box/associated interaction domain protein. NCBI's taxonomy places the organism in Eukaryota, Viridiplantae, Streptophyta, Magnoliopsida, Brassicales, Brassicaceae. The transcript is spliced from 4 exons. The record is from RefSeq and is marked reviewed. Bases 1 to 1572 code for a protein of 523 amino acids.